GGCUUUGCAUCUAACAGCCCUGGCUUGAACUCUGGUCCUAUUUGCCUUCCUGCUCUAGGGAGACGAGACCAGCUCCCUGGAGAACUAGACAAGUGGGAUCAAACUUUGGGGAUGGGGCAGAGUGGCAGGGAAGGCUUUCUGGAGGUGGUACUGCUCCAGGUGAGUGAGAUUUAUAAGAGGCAGAAAAGAGAAGAAGAUUCUCCUUCAAAAGCAUCCAUCCCAUUCCAUCCACUUUUCCAGGAGUGUUCUAGAAGCUGGUAGUGAAGGGGUUAACGGUGCCGGCUGCCAUACCUUUUCCAAUGCAUUCAGGACGUGGGAAACCAAGGUGAUGGGAUUUGCCAAGUUGCGGUGAAAGAAUAAAGGAGGAGGCCUUCAAAGUGCAGAACAAGGGAACUGCCAAAGUCUGGAGUGAAGCAGAAGAGGGAAAUUCAGAAAAACUUCCCAGAACUUUCUACAGAGACAAAACUAUCUGUGCAGUCCAACACUGUAGCCACUCACCCCAUGUGGAGAUUGAGCACUUAAAAAAUGGCCAGUGUGACUGAGAGCCUGAACGUGGUGUGAGAAAAAGCACUGGAUGAGCAGUCAGGAAGUCCCUCCAUUUACUCACUUGGGGUCACUGAAGCUCCGGAUGGGAAGUGAGCUGGGCAGUGCAGAGCUGGACCUACUCGACAUCCGAAUGAGACCCGGCACAGAGGGCAGGGGUGAGCACUUCCUUCCCUGAGGAGAUUAAGUGGAAACAGAUGGGAGAGGAAUGCGGCCAGGAGGAUGUGGCUGGGCAUCUGUGGCAAUAUCCUCCAGGCCCUGGGGACUGGAAUCCCCCACCUCAUGCCAAGGAGGAAAUAGACGUCGUCAGGAGAACCCAGGGAAGAAAGGCCGGGUCGUCCCUGCCCCUGCGACACAGUUCCCAACCCAGCCAUGGAAUCACCACGCUUCCAACUCUUCCCCAGAGCCCCCUCCCCUCCCUGGAAUUCACAGUGACCGUCAGUCUGGGAAGUGACAGAAGCACAGUGAGCGGAGGAGCCUUCACAAGCCGGCAGCCCCCACUGCACACGCCCUUGCCUUCUCCUGCCCUUCCCCAGCCAGGCGGGCACCACGGCAGGGGCUGAGCGACCCCCAUGGAAGGGAGAGGACCAUACCGGAUCUACGACCCUGGGGGCAGUCCGCCUCCCGCAGAGGCUUCAGCAGCUUUUGAGCGCCUAGUGGAGGAGAAUUCCCGGCUGAAGGAAAAAAUGCAAGGGAUAAAGAUGUUAGGGGAGCUUUUGGAGGAGUCCCAGAUGGAAGCAUCCAGGCUGCGGCAGAAGGCAGAGGAGCUGGUGAAGGACAGUGAGCCGCUCCAGCCACCAUCUCCCUCCUUGGCCUCCUUUGACCAGCUGCCGGAGCUCACAGGAAAGGACGCAAAUAUCCCAGCACCUCCUGCUGACCCUGCACGCCCCAGCAACAAGCCAGAGUCAGUCCAAAAACCUCCAUCCAGUGGCUCCUCCUCUGAGUUUGAAGUAGUCCCCACUGAGGAGCAGAUUUCUCUACCUGGGAGUAGCGGCACAACCAAGAACACAAUGGAGCUGGGCCCCCUGCCCCACGAGGACAGCAACCUGAUGCUGCACCUGCAACGGCUGGAGACCACGCUGAGCGUGUGUGCCGAGGAGCCGGACCACAGCCAGCUUUUCACCCACCUGGGCCGCAUGGCCCUGGAGUUCAACCGGCUGGCCUCCAAAGUACACAAGAAUGAGCAGCGCACCUCCAUCCUGCAGACCCUGUGUGAGCAGCUUCGGAAGGAAAAUGAGGCCCUGAAGGCCAAGCUGGACAAGGGCCUGGAACAGAGAGAUCAGGCUGCUGAGAUGCUGCGGGAGGAGAAUAUGGAGCUCAAGAAGUUGUUGAUGAGCAGCGGCAACAAAGAGGGUGCUUCUGGGCAGCCUGGCUCCGCAAAGCUGGAAGGCACGGGCAAGAAAGGGGUGGCCGUACAGCAGCAGGCUAGUAUGGCAGCAGGCAAGAUCCCAGAAGUGGGGGCCUUGGGUACAGUUGAGAAGAAGGUGAAGAUGCUGGAGCAGCAGCGCACCGAGCUACUCGAAGUGAACAAGCAGUGGGACCAGCAUUUCCGGUCCAUGAAGCAGCAGUAUGAGCAGAAGAUCACUGAGCUGCGCCAGAAGCUGGUGGACCUGCAGAAGCAGGUCACUGACCUGGAGGCUGAGCGGGAGCAGAAGCAGCGUGACUUUGACCGCAAGCUCCUCCUGGCCAAGUCCAAGAUUGAAAUGGAGGAGGCCAACAAGGAGCACCUGACAACAGAGGCCAAGGAGUUACGCCAGAAGGUCAAGUACCUGCAGGAUCAGCUGAGCCCACUCACCCGGCAGCGGGAGUACCAGGAAAAGGAGAUCCAGCGGCUCAAUAAGGCCCUGGAGGAAGCACUGAGCAUCCAGGCCUCCCCCUCAUCUCCACCGACAGCAUUGGGGAACCCAGAAGGAACUGGGGGCCUCCUAAGGAAACAGGAGCUGGUCACACAGAACGAAUUGCUGAAGCAGCAGGUGAAAAUCUUUGAGGAGGACUUCCAGAGAGAGCGCAGCGAUCGGGAGCGCAUGAACGAGGAGAAGGAGGAGUUGAAGAAGCAGGUGGAGAGACUGCAGGCCCAGGUCACUCUGUCGAAUGCCCAGCUAAAAGCAUUCAAAGACGAGGAGAAGGCCCUCAAGCAGCAGAAGAGGAAAGCAAAGGCCUCAGGAGAGCGCUACCACAUGGAACCCCACCCGGAGCACCUCUGCGGGGCCUACCCCUACGUCUACCCACCCGUGGCAGCCAUGGUGCCGCAUCACGGCUUCGAGGACUGGUCCCAGAUCCGCUACCCUCCACCCCCCAUGGCCAUGGAGCACCCGCCCCCACUCCCCAGCUCGCGACUCUUCCAUCUGCCUGAAUACACCUGGCGCCCACCUUGUUCAGGGAUGCGGAACCAGAGCUCCCAGGUGAUGGACAUGGCGACGGCCAGGCCUGCGGAUCCGGAAUCUACAAAAAAUGACCGCGAGGGCCCUCAGUGAGAACAGAUUAUGUCACUCGGCUUCGCCUUCAUCUUGCAGAGCCAGCUGACCUCAGAUUUCUGAAAAACUAGGGGUCAUGUGCUCUUUGUGAGCAUAGCCUCAGCUGGACUAGAAGCUGAGGCACCGUCCAGCUCAUGCUCCAGCUCCAACCUGAACUGUUUACAGACUCGGAGGGUUCCACCCAGAAGGCUCCAUUUGGGCUCCUCCCUUUGGAGUGAAGGGAAAACUCACUACCAACCACCAUAUGGACAGAAGUCUCGUCUCAUCUGGCUUUGACCCUCCUUUGCUGAAGCCGUGGGGUGAAGUCAGUCUCAAGAGUUGGGUACAACGGAGAAGACCCCUUCCUUUCAAAACCUCCCCAGAGUGGCUCUGCCCUCUCUGGGUGCUACUUCUUAUUUGUAUGUGUGUUUAGUUUUUGCUUCAGCCUCUGUAGCAGGACCUUGCCCCACACCCAUCCCUUCCUCUCUCUGAGGAGUUUUGGGAGGAGCAGGUUUGCCUUCCAGGAGCAGGAGAGCAACAGGAUGUUCUACACUGGGGUCCCUCUCCACCUCCUGCCCCAGCAGCUGUGCCAGCACUGUCCACAGCCUGGGACGGUGGCCGCAUCAGCCACACCCAGUGAGGGGCCCCAGCCUGAAGCUGCCCGGCCAUGAAGUUCAGGCCCUGGGUCCCACAGCUGGAGGCUCAUGGUGCCUGGAGGCCCAGAUUGAGUUGUCUGUCCAUCCCUGGGCAGCUGUUUGCAUGAUUUUUGAACAUAAAUCUAAGUUGAAGAUUAA
Choloepus didactylus (southern two-toed sloth) is the source of this 3790-nucleotide messenger RNA. RefSeq names its product TNFAIP3 interacting protein 1 (gene TNIP1). NCBI's taxonomy places the organism in Eukaryota, Metazoa, Chordata, Mammalia, Pilosa, Megalonychidae. Bases 1116 to 3017 code for a protein of 633 amino acids. Gene Ontology annotation, biological process: negative regulation of canonical NF-kappaB signal transduction; regulation of transcription by RNA polymerase II; cellular response to lipopolysaccharide. The record is from RefSeq and is a predicted model, not a curated record. The transcript is spliced from 22 exons.